GGGCGGGGCCAGGCACAGGCGUCACCUGGGCCGCGGGUGUCCCGCAGGUGUGUGGGAGCCGGUCCUCCAAGCGCAUCUCCAAACUGGCCUAUCACCGGGGAGUUGUCAUCGUGACCUGCCCCGGCUGCCAGAAGCACCAUGUCAUCGCCGACAACCUGGGCUGGUUCUCAGACCUGGACGGGAAGAGGAACGUUGAAGAAAUCCUGGCGGCCAGAGGGGAGAAGGUGUGCCGAGUGGCUGGUGAGGGGGCCCUAGAGCUGGUUUUAGAGGUUGCCGGGAACCCCAAAUCCACCACUGCUCCAGAAGGGGGCGAGGGCCAGGACCCCACUCAUCCUGGCAAGACGGAGCCCAGCUGACUCUGUCUCUGCCUUCCAGAAGAUGCUUCGGCCCUUCCGGGCUGGCCUGUCUUCUAUCAAUAAACACAUCACUCGGA
Molecule: messenger RNA, 433 nt
Organism: Leptonychotes weddellii (Weddell seal)
Lineage: Eukaryota; Metazoa; Chordata; Mammalia; Carnivora; Phocidae
Source: RefSeq, a predicted model, not a curated record